Micromonas commoda is the source of this 3237-nucleotide messenger RNA. RefSeq lists its product with no specific name. The transcript has a single exon. The coding region runs from base 1 to 3237 and encodes 1078 amino acids. NCBI's taxonomy places the organism in Eukaryota, Viridiplantae, Chlorophyta, Mamiellophyceae, Mamiellales, Mamiellaceae. The record is from RefSeq and is a predicted model, not a curated record.
AUGACGGCUCGUCGCGGAGUGCUCCGUGUCCCCAACUCGCUCAUCGCGUGUACCCUGACUGCCGCGGUGCUCUUCUCCAGCGCUGACGCGGCGACCAAUACCUACACCAAGGGUGUCGAUUGCGGAGAUUACAGCACGGUCACCGUUCAAGAAAAAGACGUGUGGCGCUGCUGCUCAGCGGAAAGAGCGAAAGGUUAUAAUUUUGCGGUCCGUCCCGCCGCGAAUAAGAAUGCCUAUCACAGCGUUCAGAUGCUGAUUCUGGACACGGGGAUAUACCAACAAGCCAAUGGGUUAUAUGAGCCCAAGCUAUGGCAUUAUUCGGGGUCACAAUGCGAUGUUGAGGACGACGGCGCCACGUGCACUGGCGAACCGUGUUACCGUCCCUCUUCUGCAUACAAGUGGCGGUGCGAGUCUGACAAGUGUUGCCAAUCCAGUCGGUAUUAUUUUCAAUAUUGCCUCGAAAUCAAGUGCAAUCACGCAGAUUGGGGGUGGUUUUCGUCGCCCUGCGAGUUCGACUAUGCAUAUGUAGUCUUCGACGAUGCCGUGCCGACCUCGUGGACUUGCGACAAAGACUUUUUUGCGGUUAAUGACGGAUGUGACUGUGGCUGUGGAGCGUUCGACCCUGACUGUGACAUCGCGGGUUCCACCGUCUAUGGAUGUAAUUCCCCGGAGCACACCGGUGAGUGCACACCCUGGGCCACAUGCGAGACGAAACAAUAUCCACCUCCACCUCCACCACAAUCACCUCCACCCCCUGUACCACCUCCACCCCCUUCGUGCACGGCGAGUACUUCACCCAGCGCUGACGGCAGCUUCGGGCCGUUCUACUGCAUCAAUGGCGGCACCGUGAGCGGCCUUGCCCCAUAUGGAUGCAAAUGUCAAAAUUGUAACCCGGGAUUCGGAGGCGUGAAUUGCGCGGACGCCAACGCUUGCUCUGCCUCGACGGACUCGACCAAGACGACGGGUAACGACGGCGAGUUCUGGUGCAUAAACGGCGGUGUGAUUGGCGGCAGUGCCGGAGGUUGCACGUGCACGGGAUGUGGCAAGGGCUAUACAGGCGAUCACUGUCAGACCGCGAAAGACUGCACUGCAGCCUCGGACGAAUCCAAGACGACCGGCGCCGACGGCGAGUUCUAUUGCGUCAACGGCGGCACCAUCGGCGGCGUCACUGGAUCGUGCACGUGCACGGGAUGUAGCAAGGGCUAUACAGGCGAUCACUGUCACACCGCGACAGCCUGCACUGCAUCCUCGGACGCGUCCAAGACGACCGGCGCCGACGGCGAGUUCUAUUGCGUCAACGGCGGCACCAUCGGCGGCGUCACUGGAUCGUGCACGUGCACAGGAUGUAACGCCGGCUGGGAAGGCGUUCACUGUCACACCGCGAAAGAAUGUUCAGGAACGAGGGAUUCCACCAAGACAAGCGGCGUCGACGGGAAAUACUACUGCGAGCACGGCACUGUAAGCGGCACCACAGGGGCGUGCCAGUGCAAAGAUUGUAAAACGGGGUAUGAGGGAACCCACUGCCAGACGCCCAAAAUUUGCACUGCAUCCUCAGACCCUGACAUGACGUCCGGCGCCAACGGCAUCUUUCACUGCAUUAACGGUGGCACCAUCGGCGGUGUCACUGGAUCGUGCACGUGCACGGGAUGUAGCAAGGGCUAUACAGGCGAUCACUGUCAGACCGCGAAAGACUGCACUGCAUCCUCGGACGCGUCCAAGACGACCGGCGCCGACGGCGAAUUCUAUUGCGUCAACGGCGGCACCAUCGGCGGCGUCACUGGAUCGUGCGCGUGCACGGGAUGUAACCCGGGAUAUGGAGGCACGAACUGUGCGACAAGCGGCGCUUGCUCUGCCUCGGCAGACGAGUCCAAGACGACCGGGAACGACGGUGUUUACUACUGCAUUAACGGUGGCACCAUCAGUGGAUCGUCAGGUUCGUGUCAGUGUACAUGUGCAGGCGGGUAUUCUGGAGAUCACUGCCAGACGGCGAACGCUUGCACCGCUACCACGGACGAGUCCAAGAAGGACGGAAAUGACGGCGCAUAUUACUGUAUAAACGGUGGAACUAUAGGUGGCAACACAGGAAAUUGCAAGUGUACAUGCGAUGUCGGGUUUGAUGGUGAUCACUGCGAGGACAGGAAAAUUUGCACCAACACCACGGACACAACCAAGACAACCGGCGCCGACGGCAAGUUUUACUGCAUCAACGGCGGCACUGUCGGCGGCCUCGCUGAAUCGUGCACGUGCAUAGGAUGUAACGAGGGCUAUGAAGGUGAUCACUGCCAGACCGGCAAGACGUGCAUUGCAUCCUCGGAUGCGUCCAAGACGACCGGGAGCGACGGCACUUUCUACUGCGUCAAUGGCGGCACCGUCGCCGGCUCAGUUGGAUCGUGCACGUGCACAGGAUGUAACACCGGCUAUGAAGGUGAUCACUGCCAGACGGCUAAAGCCUGCGCAGCAUCCCCAGACUCGGCCAAGAAUGGUACUGAUGGCACCAUCUAUUGCACUACUGGCGGCACUGUCGGUGGAAGCACCGGGUCGUGCAAGUGCACGUGCAAGGCUGGGUUCGAAGGCGAGGGCUGCAAAAGUAGAAGUGACGCGAAUGGCGCGACCGUGACGAAGAAGGAAGAGGCCGAGAAAACCCGCGACGCGAUCCUCAGUGGCAUCAAGGACGAAAAGAUGAAGAAAAAGGCAAAGCUACUCGCCGACGCGGCAAUCAGCGGGAAGAAGGUGAGGAAAAUGUCCGCCAAGCUCACAGCCCCCAACGAGAACACCGCAUGCUCCGACUACUACACCAAGGCGGGACUAGACAAAAAACUCGGCGCGUGCGUCGCGACGGCGGCGUCCAGGCGUCGGUCGCUCACGGCGACGACGUACGACGUCUCGGUGUUUUUCAGCGAGGCUGAGGUCGACGAAGCGGCGCUGACGGCUGCGGCGAACUCGCUCAAGGCUGAGGGCGUGACAGGGGUCCAGACGACGAACAGCAUCGACCCCAUCGAAGAACUUAAGACGAUCGAGGGCGUGGAUGCGAGCACCGUGGAGACGUUUAAGACGGUGGCAUCCGCGGCAGCCGCUACGAUGCCACCUUCGCCGCCGCCGCCGCCAAAACCUUCGAAGUCACCUCCGCCCCCGCCGCCGCCGAGCCUCAUCAAAGACGAAGACGACGAUGACCACGCGCCCGCUCGCCGAGGCUUCAUCUUCCUUCUCACGCUGACCACCCUGACUCUUCUGUUGUAA